AUGAAUGGAAAGCCGUCGGACUUGUGGUACGGAUAUGGAGUCUGGGUACGGGAUCAGGGGAAAACGGGACUGGAUACAGCACAAAACCGCCGGCCCGGAAACUCUGCAGAAGGACAGAAGCGACAAUGGAAGCCCGGGUCGUCUGGUUCUCCUGUCUCGCACAAUCGCACCGCUACGACACAUGGUGAACUGCAGUGCUUUGCUGCGGCGAAAGACGUCGUCGCCAUCGAGGCUCAGCCAGUGGUGGUCGAGAAGUCAAGAACCCUGUUUCCGGGUUGUGUUGUCGGGUUGUCAGCAAACAACUCAGACAACUGCAGGGCCAAAGUCCAGUUUCAGUGUCUCAGUUCGAGUUGA
Messenger RNA from Sporothrix schenckii 1099-18, 354 nucleotides. RefSeq lists its product as uncharacterized. The transcript has a single exon. The record is from RefSeq and is a predicted model, not a curated record. The coding region runs from base 1 to 354 and encodes 117 amino acids. Lineage: Eukaryota; Fungi; Ascomycota; Sordariomycetes; Ophiostomatales; Ophiostomataceae.